UUUUACUUCAUGCCUUUGACAUGCAUUUUGGUCUAACCACCUCUCCAUUUCCUCUGAAAUCUUCACUCUGCCUAAUCAAGUGGAAAGUUUCACCGUCACAGAAGUUGUUCAGUCAUUGCAUAACCACAAAAACCCAGACUUUUCUGGGUUUUGACAGAAGCUCUGACAGAUUUUUUUUCAUGUUUGGGUUUCAAUAAAGGCAGCACUGCAGCCCGCCGUUUGUUCAAACGAUCCAGAGCGUCUCUAUCGUCACUCACAGACGAACAUCUGGUCAUCAUGAAGGCUGUUAACAUCCUCCUGCUCUGCGUCCUGGGAGCAGCUCUGCUGUCCUCGGUCCUCUGCAACAGUGGAAGUACUCCGGUCGACUGCUGCUUUAAUUUCUUCAAAAACCAAAUGAACAAAAGUCUCUUCUCUUCAUAUUACAAGACUGAUAACCGCUGUUCACUGAGUGGAAUCGUUUUAAUAACAAAAAAAGGACGCCCCAUCUGUGCGGAUGCAAAGCAGCCCUGGGUGAAGAAGAUUACUGACUUUCUGGAGAAAAAGUCCCGUUAAAGGAUCUGCCUGUCCUGCUUCAUCAGAUCACAUGAAGCCCAAUGUAACACGUGUGGCAGAGUGAUUAUGAUUUUGGCAUUAGAUUUUGGUUCAAGUAAUCAUCGUUUAUGCUAAAAUUUAUUUUGAAAGCUUUGUACGACACCUGCUAUCCUACAGAAUUGACUGAAUUGGUGUUUUUGAUUGUUGUUUUUUCCCCUUUUUUUGUUUUUCUAUUCUAUUUUUCUCUAGUCAAACACAAUGCUUGUGUUGUUGGGUGCUUUCUUUUACUUGAUUUUAUUCUAAAAUAAAUGUAACUUUU
This is a messenger RNA of Poecilia latipinna (sailfin molly), 850 nucleotides long. RefSeq names its product eotaxin-like. The record is from RefSeq and is a predicted model, not a curated record. The transcript is spliced from 3 exons. Gene Ontology annotation, cellular component: extracellular region. Gene Ontology annotation, molecular function: chemokine activity. Bases 277 to 552 code for a protein of 91 amino acids. NCBI's taxonomy places the organism in Eukaryota, Metazoa, Chordata, Actinopteri, Cyprinodontiformes, Poeciliidae. Gene Ontology annotation, biological process: immune response.